AUGGCUUCCCCUAGUACUCUCAUGACCGUCGCCUCCCCCACCACAACACUCGAUGCCCUGACACAGCACGACCACGGCAAACCCAACCACUCUGACAAGAUAGCUAUCAUUGGGUUGACCGUCGGCAUGGCGCUUCUGUUUCUGCUGUUUGUUGCUCCGUGCUGUUGCCUGCAGUAUCUGGCCCAUCGGCAGCAGAAGAGGGAGCAGAACAAAGAGGCUCGGAAACGUGGUAUAGUUGCGGGACGACAAUCUGCGUGUCAUUAUCUCAUCUCCCAAACUUCCAACUCGCAUCCAUCCCUUGGUGAACAUCUUCAAGCCAUCCAGACUGCAGUCAAGAAUCCUCUGCAGUCACUCACUGACAGCAUCAAGUCCUCGGCAACCGCAACAAUGACAAACACCAUCCACCGCCGCAUGAGCGACACCAAUGUAGUCAUCGCCAUCGCCAUCAGCUGCACCGCCAUCGUCGUCAUCUUCCUUGCAGCAGUUUGUUUCUGCAACUGGCGCUCUCGUCCCAAAUCACCUACUGGUGCCCGCGGCCGCGACCACGACGAUUCGGAUGCCAACUCUGACAUUGAACUGGAUGCCAUGCCUGAUGGUGCUCUGAAUCAUCCUCUUGUGCGGGGGAGCAAUGGUGCGGGACAUGUUUACCCGGUCUUUGAAGCGACUCAGACUCAUGCUCAGAACUGA
Messenger RNA from Fusarium tjaetaba, 687 nucleotides. RefSeq lists its product as uncharacterized. Bases 1 to 687 code for a protein of 228 amino acids. The record is from RefSeq and is a predicted model, not a curated record. Lineage: Eukaryota; Fungi; Ascomycota; Sordariomycetes; Hypocreales; Nectriaceae. The transcript is spliced from 3 exons.